AUGAAUUUCUUAUUCUACGGAGAUGUGCAUCAUCCUAGGAAACGGGAAUCGUAUCAGUUUAAGACAAUAGCUUCAAGCGAACACUAUAAAGGGCUCCAAAACCUGCCAAGUCUUCCAUCAUCAUCAAACCUUAGACAAGAUCAGAUAUUCAACAAGGUUUCGAAUGAAUUGAAUCAGAUAGUCGCCGACAUCAGUGUAGUUUACUCGAAGCUACAGGAUGAAGUAGAUUCUGAAGGAAUUCAGACUGAAGAGAUUAACACUAAGGUUAAUCAUUCGGUGAGGAAACUUGAGGCUAGUUUUGCUAAACUACUAAAACUCCGAUCCAAGUUCAUUAGGCAAGCAGAAAAAAAGCGUACACGCUUCGACGAUACUUACGGGGAAAUAGACAAGAAGAUACGAAUGAUCAAAGAUGCUAAUGAAGAAUUAUUAGAAUAUGUAAGUCAGAGAAAUAUUGCGGGGAUUGAUAAGGACCAAUUCCCCAGAAUAAUGGGAUUAUUGAAAGAAAGGUUCCCUGAUCUUAAUAUGGAGCCAGAAGAAGAGCCAGAAGAACCAGAAGACGAGCCAGAAGAAGAGCCAGAAGAACCAGAAGAACGAGAAGAAGAGCCAGAAGAAGAGCCAGUUGAAUCCAAAACAGGAAAAACCAGUGUCACAGCAUCAGCUACUCUAUUCCAACAUUCUGCACCAUCUCUUUCUUCUACCCCAUUAACUUUUUCUUCUAUAUGUGUAGCCUCCGAGCCGUCUAUAGCCACGACGUUGGAGAGUAUAUGCAUUACAGAACCAUUUAGCAGACCCCAAAACACUGUAUCUACUACAUCCACUUCCGCUCCAACGUCAGCAGGGGUGGGGGCAGCAGCUCACACUCAAACAAGUCUUCCGUGA
This is a messenger RNA of Kluyveromyces marxianus DMKU3-1042, 879 nucleotides long. It is a transcript of the gene VAB2, whose product is annotated as Vab2p. The transcript has a single exon. The coding region runs from base 1 to 879 and encodes 292 amino acids. The record is from RefSeq and is a predicted model, not a curated record. Lineage: Eukaryota; Fungi; Ascomycota; Saccharomycetes; Saccharomycetales; Saccharomycetaceae.